This is a messenger RNA of Ruditapes philippinarum (Manila clam), 4493 nucleotides long. RefSeq lists its product as uncharacterized. NCBI's taxonomy places the organism in Eukaryota, Metazoa, Mollusca, Bivalvia, Venerida, Veneridae. The record is from RefSeq and is a predicted model, not a curated record. The transcript has a single exon. Bases 382 to 1179 code for a protein of 265 amino acids.
CUCUACAAACUCCAUGAUCUAUUUUUUGCUUACUUUUAUAGCUGAGACAUUAAUUAUAUAAAUAGACUCAAUAGUCUGUUGGUGUAAUCAGCUGAUCAAUCACAAUAUAUGCUAAAUUAAUGAAGGUCAAAAGCAGUACAUUGUCACUGGUAAAUUCUAGUCUACAAAGGCAGGUGGUGUUCCUCUAGUAUAAGCCUAUUCCUGAUCCGAAAACAAUUGUUUUUAGUUUAUAAAUCAAUUAUUAAUAAACUCAUUAGCAUACUACAUACCUACGUAAAAUGAUAAAAUCAUUUUACUGAUGUAGGUUAGUAUUAUGAGUAAGUGAGGUCCAUUUCAUAAUUGCAGUUUAUAACUGGGAACACAACUGUGAAGAGGGAGUCUAUGAAAUUCCAUGUGAACUCUACAAUGCACAUGCGAGCUGUGCAGACUAAAGCAGCCCAAGAAAGAAAAAAACGGAAUGAACAAACAGAUCUUGAGAAGGGUUUUCAAAAAAUGGACAUGACUACAUCUGAAAAGAUGACAAAACUUUUCAAAACUGCUUACUAUAUUGCAAUCUUUGAAAGACCUUUUACUGACUUCCCAAAUUUAAUAGAUCUGCAGCAAUGUAAUGGCUUGUCACUUGGUGAUACCUACCAUACUGACAAGGCUGCAAAAGAUCUUAUAGAACACAUUGGUGGUGUGUAUUUUGAUGAGACCAAACAUCUUUUACAUGAUGCUGAUUAUUUUAGCAUAUUUUGUGAUGGAUCAACUGAUAGAUCUGAAACAGAAAAAGAAGUAAUUUUAAUAAAAUGCUUGGACAAUUACUAUCCAAAAAUGAGGUAUCUGAAGCUUGUUGAACCUGAAAAUACAAAAUCCCAAGGUAUAUUAGAAGCCAUUGACAGGGCAUUUUUAGAGUAUGAUUUAAAUGAUUACAAACAAAAAACUGUAGGCUUUUGCUCUGAUGGAGCAUCUGUUAUGAUGGGUUCCAAACGGGGUGUUAUUCAGUUGAUGAAAACACAGGGUAAUGCCAACUGGAUAAAAUCCGUAUGGUGUUUGGCCCACAGGUUAGAGUUGGCAAUCAAGGAUGCCUUUAAAGAUACAUACAUGGACAAUGUCAUAGAAAUGAUUGUGUCCAUGUAUUAUUUUUAUAAGGGGUCUGGUAUUCAGAUAUUGCAGAGUUACUUGGGGAACAUUUCAUGAAGCCUGAGAAAGCUAAUGGCACAAGAUGGGUUGACCAUAAACUUAGGGCUACAAGUAAAUUAAUUAAGAAUUGGCCUAUCAUAGUCACUCAGCUUGAAAAUUAUGCUGAGGACAGCUCAAAUAGAGAACAGGACAGAGCUAAGGUUAGGGGGUAUCUGAGGCAGCUUAAACAACACAAAAUGGUUUGGUACCUGGCAUUUGUAAAAGAUAUUUUGAAUGAAGUGUCAAAAAUUAGUUUACUUUUUCAGAGGGAAGAUCUUACUGUUUAUAGUGCCAUGACAAAACUCCAAAGUGCUGAAACCUCCUUAAGGGCUCUUAUUGACAAUGAUGGCCCAUCAGUUUCAGAAAUAAAUGACAAAAUUAUAGAUGGCCUUUUUCAUGGUUUUAAACUUCAAAACAUUAUUCCAAAUGAUGCAUUGGUCAGAGAUAGACACAGGAUAACUCAGUCUGUUCUUGAUUGUCUGAAUACAAGGCUUGAAAAUUUGUCAAGUGAUGAAGUCUUUUUAGCAUGCAAUGCAUUUGAUCAUAAAAAUUGGCCUCUUUCAACAGAAAGGGAGGCUCUUUUGCAGUAUGGAAUUGGAGAUAUCAGACAGAUAUUCAAUCAUUAUGAAUCUGUUCUGACAAAUUCCGGCUGUAACCUAGUCAAUGCACUGAGCCAGUGGUCCGACUUAAAAUUUUAUGUAAGUGGAAAUGCAAGGUACAGUACUUUGCACCCACUGCUUGUAUGGCAGUUGAUUAGCCAAAUGGAUAGGGAUAAAGGAGAUUACAAAGAUAUUCUUAAGGUCAUUCACUUGUCAAAUGUUCUACCUCUGGCCAAUGCAUCAUGUGAAAGGGCCUUUUCAACUAUGAAAAGGAUAAAAUCAGAUUGGAGGUGCAGGCUUGGGGCAGAAAUCAUGGACACACUGAUGAGAAUCAAAGUUGGAGAUAUUUCUCUAAAAGACUUUGACCCUAGGCCUGCAGUGAGAAGAUGGUGGUUGUCUGGGGAGAGGCAAAAAAGACCUAACACACUGCCAUAUGGACCCAGAAAUUGAACAUUUCUUUGUCUUUUGCAUUGACAGAGAGUUAGGUAUUUUUACCUCUCACAUUAAGCCAGUGUCAUCUCACAACAUAACAAUACCUGGUGAAUUUCAGUCAAUUUGUUUCUUUUAACUGCAAAUAUUUUAUUCACAUAAAUACCCAUUCAAUAAGCUUUAGCUACAUUUUCAUGACAAAAAAUGUCUUUACUACAAAUGAUAGAAAGUAGCUGUUAUGUGUUUAGAACUUUGUCACUGUUAAUUGCAAUUAAGAACCGACAUAAUUACUUAUUAAUUAGUGUGUGCAACAAAACCUUAGCUUGGUGGCUCUGAACUGUUUAGAAAGUAAUAAUCAUGGAAGAUGCCAGCUGUAUAUAUGCAUACAAUAUACACAGACAUAAUAAAUGUAAUGAUAUGCCUUAAUUGUUUGAAUUGUUCAUGUUUCAUUACAGAGUGUUUAAGUUCUGCAGUUUAAUAUCAUUUGUCAUACUAUAAUUUUAUUAUGUUCAAAGUUUAAUAUAUUGUCAAUUAUAGUAAUAAAGAUAUAAAAUAUUUGAAAUGCCAGUUGACUUCCUCAUUUUGCCAGUUAAACAUUUUGCUACUUGCAAAAAUUUGCAAGUAGAAAAUAUUGCUAAAUUCGAACCCUGUAAAGCUUACACAUAUUUUGUUGUUGUAAACACAGUUGUCUUAUUAGAACAUUUUAUGCAUUAAAAGUCAAUUUUAACAAAUGUUCAAUGUUAAUUUUAUUAUUACAGUUGUUUAGGCAGUAGCGGAUUUUAGGGUAUAGCGGAUAACAUGGCAGUAACAAUGCUCCUUUCCAUCAAAUAUGCCUUUUUCAAAAUAUACAAAUAUACCAUCAAAAAGAGAGAUAAAUUUGCCAUCCGUGGCUUAUUUUGUUUUAUUUAUUUCAAAUUGCACAGCGAGUUUUUCUUACAUAAAUCAGAACGAGGUAACCAGAUGUUGUCACCAUCAGACUGUUUAUAAGCGCUUCCACAAGAAAUAAACAGAACACUAUUGAUCAACACCAAGUAAAGUAAUGAAAUAUUGACAUGAUUUGGUGUAAAAAUCAUUUGUUUAUAAUUUUGCAAAAGCUUUUACAGAUAUAACGCCUACUGACACUAAAAAUUAUUGAAAAUGAAUAGCAAGUGCUUCUGUCAGUAACGGAUUUUACAUUUAGGGGUGGUCUCAAAAUUUAUUUUAUGUGUCAAAACGCGGAUGCCAGGCAGCAACUAACCCCACAUUAGAUGAACUAACCCCCCUAAGUUGAUGUGCCGCAACAACUAACCCCCCCUUAGAUGAACUAAAUCUCAGGAAUUGAUUUUUAAGUGUAUUCCAGGUUUAAUAAUUAUUCCAUCUUCAAAUAAUACACUGUUUUGAUAUAAUUAUAGAUUUUUUAAAGAAAUAACUAUGGUAAACUAUAGCUAUGUUCAAACUAUUACAUGUCACAGUUGCAUCAUAAGUUGUUGACCAGAUAUUUAUUUAUAUAUUUAUUUACUUGUAGAAAAAUUUGAAAGAUGUCAAAUGUAACAUUUUUCAUUCCAAAACAUGUUUCUGUGACAUGUACUUUGUAAAUACUAAAUUUAGAACGUUUUGAGACUCGCCCUCAUUGACCUUCACCUACCUAUCCCAUACUCCCCAAAGCUAUCCGCUACUACCUGAACUAUAUGCCGAACAUAAACAAAGAGUACUACAUGUAAUGUCAAAGAUACUGCAUCAAUUUGAUUUUCUGAAUAUUAUUAUUAAAGACAUAAGCAGCGUCGAUCUCCUUAGCUAUCCGCUACUGCCUAAACAACUGUAUAUAAAGGAGAAAAUGUAAUAUGAAACUAGGUAAAGCCUAUGAACGGGGAAGUCUGUAAAAACCCUUUAAUUUUUCCGUUUUAAAUGUGUCAGACUCCUUCGGUAUUAUAUGUAUCCGCUUCCGUUUUCCGUUAGGUCCUAAAAAUAUGUUAACCUUGUAUAAGCUCUGUUUAGAUCUAUAUAAUAAUUUUCUAUUCCACACAUCUGUUCCAUGUUAUAUGAUAAUGAUUCUGACUUGUGUGAAUAAUUAUAAGUUUAAAUGAUGAAAAUUUGACUAUUUAAUAAUUUAGUAUUAUCAUAUUCAUUUUAGUAAACCACAAAUUUUUGCCAUGUUGACCAAUGCCUACUGUAGUACAGUUGAAUCCAGGAGCAUACAUUAUUCUUACAUGUACAUUGUAAAAUAUGUGACCCCUAUCAAAUAGCUUUUCUAUGUUGAAUUUAGUUGUUUUGGGUCACGUCUUGAGAAAUGUUAAUAUGUAUUAUACAAAAAAGAUAAGUUUCACU